AUGAAGUUCGGUAAGAGGCUUAGAGAUCAGGAAGAGGAUACGUUGCCAGAGUGGCGAGGCAAGUUUCUUCGCUACAAGGAGCUGAAGAAGCGGUUGAAGACCAUUUCCGCAGAAUCACCGGAACGCGAGCUUGAGGGGGCAGAGCAGCCGCUAGAUUUGUGCGAUGAAUCUUCAGAUAUCGUCAGGCGUGCGCUCUUCUCCGGGUCGUCGGAGGACCCGUUUGUGCAGCUGCUGCUGUCGGAGUUGGAUCGGUUCAACGACUUUUUCGCCGAUAAGGAGGAGGAGUUUGUCAUUCGCAUGCACACCAUCAAGCAGCGGAUAGCCAGUGAGGUUCCACGAAGGAGUGCUUCCGACGGAACCGUCCAAGAAUUUCUUCUUGACAACGCCGAUAGUGCCGGGGUGAACAGCAUACGCCGUGCCAUUGUUGCGCUACACGGUGAAAUGGUGUUGUUGGAGAACUACAGCUCGCUCAACUACAUGGGGCUCGUUAAGAUUGUCAAGAAGCACGACAAGCGCACCAGUCACCCGUUGCGUCCGUUCUUGCGCACUGUGCUGCAGCAGCCGUUCUGCACGACGGAGCUGUUGUCGCAGUUGAUCAGCGAGUGCGAGGUGCUGCUGCAGCAGCUGUUGCCGCCCAGCGAGCAAUCAUCAUGCAAUCAUCCGGUAGUCACGCUUCACCAGGAUGUCCCGUCUGCUGCUGCUGAGGAAGUGGAAGUGACGCCUGCCAGAGAGCCUGCCGCUGCAGAGUUUGAUUCUGAUGACAACGAUACGGUAGCCAUGGUUUACCGCAGUGCCUGUAGCGCCCUUCGCGCUCUUAUCGAGAUCCGCAGCAGCUCAAAGACCCCACAUCCGAUCAUGCUGGCAGCCCAGCAGGGAGCGCUCUCACCUGCAGUGCACUCACCUAGCGUCCCUGCGGAGCCUCUCCAACCCCAAGCCAGCCAAUCCAACCGCGGCGAUGCUCAGGGUGAAGCCGAAGUGAUGGGCAGCGGGGGCGAGUCGAGCUGCAGCACUGAAAGGGGGAGUGCCCAGGUGAUGCUGGAAAAUACCGCUGGUGUGCACCGUGGGCUAGAGAGGGAGCUGGAUUCGGGGAGCAAAGAGCAGGCACAGACGGUUGGCCAAUCCUAA
Closterium sp. Naga37s-1 is the source of this 1125-nucleotide messenger RNA. The record is from the annotation of a GenBank genome assembly. Lineage: Eukaryota; Viridiplantae; Streptophyta; Zygnematophyceae; Desmidiales; Closteriaceae.